This is a messenger RNA of Blastomyces dermatitidis ER-3, 681 nucleotides long. RefSeq lists its product as uncharacterized. Bases 1 to 681 code for a protein of 226 amino acids. The record is from RefSeq and is a predicted model, not a curated record. Gene Ontology annotation, biological process: protein import into nucleus. Gene Ontology annotation, molecular function: small GTPase binding; guanyl-nucleotide exchange factor activity. The transcript is spliced from 2 exons. Gene Ontology annotation, cellular component: nucleus. NCBI's taxonomy places the organism in Eukaryota, Fungi, Ascomycota, Eurotiomycetes, Onygenales, Ajellomycetaceae.
AUGGCGACAUUCUCACACAAGGACUUAUUUGGGGGUGCAAUCGUUGCGGAUUUGCCUACCGAGUUUUUAAAUGUAAGCGAUAUGCGCCCUGUCCCCGAUAACCAAGAAGCAUUCAUGUCCAACACGACACGAACAAGCAUCAUCAUCGAGAUAACCGAGCGCCUGAACCUUGCCCAACUCCAACAAAUACAUCCACAACAACCAGAAGCAACCAGCAACAUCGAUGCUACCGCUACAACCACAACAUCCAACAUCUCCCCAUCAAACACGACCAGAGACGACGACUCCAUAGCGCAAGAUCUAAACGCCACAGCCUUCCACCUCCACGAAGUCUGCGACAUUAGCGGAGACAGCUACGAAAUCCUCGACAACCCCCGGUCCAUCCAGCUAGCCAAGCUGCCAGGGGUACCGGCAUAUAUGGCGCAGGCGCUCCUUACAUCGAGUGCCAGACCAGGGGCUCCACCCGCGGUAGCAAUGGCGGCAACGUCAACAUGCCAUUUCCUCUUGAUCCGGUUACAGGAGAAGAGCACGGAUAUCAUUGCGUAUAUCGUGGUGCCACAUGCCGGGCUGGAGAAUGCAGCGGAUGCGGGCGCAGUGGCGCGCGAGGAGAUGUUUGCGCAUGAGGCGAUGGCGAAGGUGGUAGAGUCGUUUGAGAUUAAGGAUUAUGGACUGUUUUGCUAG